This is a messenger RNA of Aspergillus sclerotioniger CBS 115572, 2186 nucleotides long. Its product is annotated as purine-cytosine permease family protein. Bases 378 to 1967 code for a protein of 529 amino acids. Gene Ontology annotation, cellular component: plasma membrane; fungal-type vacuole membrane. Gene Ontology annotation, biological process: transmembrane transport. The record is from RefSeq and is a predicted model, not a curated record. The transcript has 6 exons. Lineage: Eukaryota; Fungi; Ascomycota; Eurotiomycetes; Eurotiales; Aspergillaceae. Gene Ontology annotation, molecular function: transmembrane transporter activity.
CACGACGAAUCCAUUGCAAUCGGAACAAGCCGGUUUUCCUUCCAGUACAGCUCUCCCGCCUUCUCACAGAAACCUAAUGCAAGGGACGGCUAUCAUGAAGACGAGUAGCGUGGUUUUGUCUGUCGAUCAAGGUAUCUAGGUAGCCUGCCUGCAUGAAGACCGGUGUUCAACAACCGUACGUCACACACUAUCGGGGACUUCUCACCCUCUUGUUUGCCGGUGGCGCUUGUCCCCCAGAUAAUGUGAUGACUACCGUUGUCGUUCUGAGAUUAUACGGUUGAACUUGAUCUGGAUAAUUCCAGCGAAAGGACUCAUGCGCGCUUUCUUUUCUUUCUACCUCCCGCUUCUCCGGUUGUAUACUGACAGACUGUGUUAGGAUGUCUUCGCCGCAAUCAGUCCCCGCCCUAGGGCAACCCACUGAAAAGGAAAUUACAAGGAUUCGUUCGAGAGAAGAUCCCGCUUUCUUUGCAGGAGAUGGCGAAGAGAAAAAUGUCAGGUCUCCGGGUGGGCCAUUUGUCUCUUCGCGGAUGGCUGCAUAUCUUCGGCGGUUCGAAGCACAGCUCGUCGAGUACAACCUAGAGGCCCGUGGUAUAGAGCGGGUGGGGGAGCAUGAACGGAUGCCCAAGUUGACCUGGGUUUCCUAUUUGCAGGCUUUCUUGCUUUGGGUCUCGAUCAAUUUGGCGGCCAACAACAUCACACUGGGCAUGCUAGGACCUGCUACCUACGGACUUAGUUUCCUCGACUCGGCACUCUGCGGAGUAUUUGGAGCUCUAGUCGGUGCCGUAGUGUCCUCAUGGAUGGCAACAUGGGGUCCCCUAUCCGGUAUUCGAACCAUGGCAUUCGGUCGCUAUUCAAUGGGCUGGUGGCCGAGCAAGCUCAUCGUCAUAUUGAACCUGAUCCAAAUGCUGGGAUAUGGCUUGAUCGACUGUGUUGUUGGUGGGCAGCUCUUGUCCGCCGUUUCACCACAUGGGCACAUGUCAGUUGCUGUUGGUAUUGUGAUUAUCGCUAUUAUCAGUUGGGUCAUCGCCACAUUUGGUAUUCAGAUCUUCCAUUACUAUGAACGCUUUGCCUUCCUCCCUCAGCUUAUUGUCGUUUGCAUCCUAUUUGGUAUGUCGGGGACGAAGUAUGACCUGUCCACGCCAUCUACGGGUGACGCUCGCACAGUAGCUGGGAACCGCCUGUCCUUCUUCUCCCUUUGCCUCAGUGCCGCGAUUACAUAUGCACCGCUGGCAGCAGACUUCUUUGUCUACUAUCCUCAACAGACCUCGAAGACGUCGCUCUUCUUCCUCUCCUUGGGUGGCCUGAUGAUGUCUUUCACCAUGGCAUUCCUGUGCGGUAUCGGACUCGCAUCGGGCAUGACCUCGGACCCAGCGUAUAGUCAAGCAUACGCCAACGGCGCUGGUGCACUCAUCGUCGAAGGGUUCAGUCCGCUCAACGGAUUUGGAAAGUUCUGUUCCGUAGUCGUCGCUCUUGGUCUCAUCGCAAACACCAUCCCACCCACCUAUUCCGCUGGUGUCGAUUUCCAGAUCCUCGGACGGUACGCAGAAAAGGUGCCUAGAGCGAUCUGGAAUGCCAUUGGAGUGAUUAUUUACACCGUGUGCGCCUUGGUCGGCCGAAGCAACCUCUCCGACAUCUUCACCAACUUCCUUGCGCUCAUGGGCUACUGGGUCGCGAUCUGGAUAGCAAUUAUUCUGGAGGAUCGGUUCAUUUUCCGCGCCCGCAGCGGAUACAACUGGAACGCCUGGAAUGAUCCGUCCAAGUUACCCGUGGGAAUUGCCGCUUUCAUUGCCUUCUUGAUCGGUUGGGCUGGCUCCAUUUUGUGCAUGGCGCAGGUGUGGUACAUUGGACCUCUUGCACGGUUGGUGGGUGCAUAUGGCGCAGAUAUGGGCACCUAUGUCGGUUUUUCAUGGACAUGCCUGGUUUAUCCGCCACUUCGGUACGUCGAACUUCGUUACUUUGGACGGUAAGAGGGAUACCAGUUACAUGCAGCCUGUUGCAACCCCAUCGGAGUGAAAUGUAGUACUCUUAUUGAGUGCUUAAUUGAUCCACCGAAGAACAAGGAAACUCCCCUCUCCACAGAGAUUUGUAAAGUGUACAUUUAGCCCAGAUGACAUACUACAUCUUCCUCGUGUCACAUGCGAACAGAGAGCAAGAGCAAGAGCAAGAGCACUAGAAUAUAUAUCCGC